AGCGAGUGCUGCUGCAGAGAAAUCUGGGUACACUGGUCUCACUAAUGAACAGUGGACUGCAUUGAUCAAGCUCUUGGAUGUUCAGAAACAAGGAACUGCACCUCGUCUAAACGGACCGUUUGACGAAGAGCCUCAGUGGCGCGGGUGAGCUUCGAGACGGCUUGUACUUCUUUCGGCGUGUGACAACUUUUACUGCUUUACGUAUGAAUAAAGAUGGAGCUGAAGAUGUUUGGCAUCAACGGCUAGGACACCCGUCAAAUCGAGUUUUUGAUUUGCUUCCUUCUAUUGGUACUAGAGUUAAAGAUUUUUCGACUUGUGAUACUUGUCUUCAAGCCAAACAAUGUCGUGAUGUUUUUCAUUCAAGUGAUAAUAAAAGUAAUGGGAUUUUUGAUAUGAUUCAUUGUGACUUAUGGGGGCCUUACAGAACUCCAACAAUGUGUAAUUCUUACUACUUUUUGACAAUCGUCGACGAUCAUUCUCGUGGCUUAUGGGUUUAUCUUCUUCAUGAUAAAAGACAAGUCGGUCAAACUCUCAGAUAUUUUAUGGCAUUUGUUUUGCGAAAAUUUGAGAAGAAUAUCAAGAUAGUAAGAAGUGAUAACGGCAUAGAAUUUACAUGUCUCUCGGCUGAAUUUCGAGAAAAGGGAAUUUUGCAUCAGACAUCUUGUGUUGGAACUCCACAACAAAAUGGAAGAGUUGAACGUAAGCAUCGUCACAUUUUAAAUGUAGCUCGUGCUCUUCUCUUUCAAUCCUCUCUACCUGUUAAAUUUUGGGGAGAAACGAUCCUUACUGCAACAUAUCUCAUUAACAUAACUCCGUCAAGUGUUUUGAAUGGAAAAACGCCAUAUGAAUUUCUAUAUGGUUCACCUCCGUCGUAUGACAACUUGCGUGUUUUUGGUUGUUUGGCUUUCGCACAUAACCAGAAAAGGAACAAUGAUAAAUUCAGUUCUAGAAGCCGGCGUUGCAUUUUUGUUGGAUAUCCAUAUGGUAAAAAGGGUUGGAAUUUAUUUGAUCUUGAUACAAAACAUAUAUUCUCCUCUUGAGAUGUUGUGUUUGUUGAAGUCACAUUUCCUUUCCAAAUUCCGUCACUUGGCGAUGGAGAACCAUGUGAUGUCGUUGAUGGGAUUUAUUUAAUGAUUUUGCAACAGAGGUUACACCGGUUGCAGAGACCUCCUCACUGCCAGUUGCAGAGACCUCCUCACUGCCAGUUGCAGAGACAACACCAUUGUUGAUUGGCGAGACCACACCACUGCCGAUUGCAGAGAUUUCACCACCGCCAGCUGUAGACAACUUGAUUUCAGCUGAUCAACAUGGUAAAGUUGUUGUGCUUUUUAGUCCGUCUGUUGUUUCUCCUGUGAAAGAAAGUUCAUCUUCUACCACCACUUCUGAUAUCGAAGAAAUAGCAAAUGAAAACAGAGUUGAAGAUUUGGGUCGUGGGUGCCGGGAAAAACGCAAACCAGCUAAGUUGCAAGAUUAUGUGCUACAAACAAUUCCCCUCGAUGGUUUUAAGGGUGUGGAGAUUAAUUCAAUCGAUAUUGAAACAGAACCAUUCGACUGCAUCUAUCCAAUUUCGGAAUAUGUUGCCUAUGAAAAUUUCUCUCCUUCACAUCGAGCUUUCUUAGCCUCCAUUACUGCUGGUGUUGAACCCAGAUUCUUUCGGGUUGCCGUCGCUGAGAAAGUGUGGAGAGAUGCUAUGCGUAAGGAGGUCGAUGCUCUUGAGAUUACUAAAACAUGGGUUUUAACGCAUUUGCCUCCUGGGAAGCAUGUCAUCGGCAGUCAAUGGGUCUUCCGAAUUAAAUAUCGUGCUGAUGGCAAUAUCGAAAGAUACAAAGCCCGCUUAGUAGCACUUGGGAAUAAGCAGAUUGAAGGAGUAGAUUACAAGGACACCUUUUCUCCAGUUAUUAAAAUGACUACUGUUCGUGCGUUUCUCGGUGUUGCUUCGGUUCGAGGUUGGGAGUUACAUCAGAUGGAUGUACAUAACGCCUUUUUACAUGGCGAUCUUGACGAAGAGGUGUAUAUGACACCGCCACCUGGUUUCCGCACUGAUGACAAGACUCUUGUUUGUCGGCUUAAGAAAUCUCUUGUUUGUCGACGAGAAGGACUCUUUCUUAGUCAAAGAAAGCACGCUCUGGAUAUUAUAAGUGAAGCUGGCUUACUUGGAUCCAAACCAGCUGACUCUCCAAUGGAACAACAACAUAAUCUGGCCAUGAGCAAGAGUGCUCUCUUAGCUGAUCCUCAACGCUAUAGACGUCUUGUUGGGAGGUUAAUAUAUCUUGCAGCGACUCGUCCGGACCUUGCUUAUAGUGUCCACAUUCUCACACAGUUUAUGCAACAACCACGUGUUGAUCACUGGACAGCUGCGUUGCGGGUCGUUCACUACUUGAAAGGAAAUGCUGGGCAAGGUAUUUUCUUAAACUCGGACUGUGAUUUAAAACUCCAUGGGUGGUGUGACUCUGAUUACGCGGGGUGUCGUCUGACUCGAUGUUCUCUUAGUGGUUGGUUUAUCACUCUCGGCACCUCUCCCAUCUCAUGAAAACGAAGAAACAAAAAGUUGUGUCUCGAUCAUCUGUUGAGGCUGAGUACCGUUGUAUGUCCAAGACCGUUGACGAGUUGAUUUGGCUACGUGCGCUUCUGGCUGAUCUUGGUGUUAAACAACAUGAAACUACUGCCUUACAUUGUGAUAGCCAAGUUGCAUUACACAUAGCCGCGAAUCCUGUUUUUCACGAACGCACACAACACAUAGAAGUUGAUUGUCACAACGUUCGUAAUGCUAUUCUGGAUGGUGUGAUCUGCACCAAGAAAGUUCAUACUACGGAGCAGCUCGCCGAUGUGCUCACCAAGGCACUUGGUUGUGGUCCUUUUCAAUCAAUGCUCUGCAAGUUGGGCAUUAGAAAUCCCCAUGCUCCAACUUGAGUGGGGGUGUUAAGCUUAGCACUCUCAGCUUAGUAUUCUUCUCUCUCAUAUCUCAUUUACUACUUGUAUAUUCGACUACCAUCUCUACAUAGUCUGUAUAUUCUUAGUUUCCUUUUCCUGCAUCUAGGUUUGCUAUAUAAUGUAAAGGCUACACAUGAAUAAGAUUAUCACAAAUUUUCCAGCCUUCUUCGUCUUGUUCAAGUUUGCAUUAGUUUUGAAUUUUUGUUUGUUUUGGGGCUUUGGGGUUUUUGCAGCUGCCAUAAGAGCAUCUUCAUUGGUUGCAUUUAAGCAAAAUUGCUAAAAAUAUUAAUUUUGAAUAAAAGUGAAUAAAAGUGAAGUUAACAAAUUUCUUAAAAAACAUUCUAUUUUAUGGUCCAUUUGUAGUAUCUAAAAUUGUGGUCCUUAAUUUAAAUUGUUGGUUGUGGUUUGACUAGUUAAAAGAUCCAUAAAACCAGAA
Camelina sativa (false flax) is the source of this 3367-nucleotide messenger RNA. RefSeq lists its product as uncharacterized. NCBI's taxonomy places the organism in Eukaryota, Viridiplantae, Streptophyta, Magnoliopsida, Brassicales, Brassicaceae. The record is from RefSeq and is a predicted model, not a curated record.